UUUUGACUUUGACGUUUAUACUUAACCUUAUAACACUUAAAGUUAAAUAGAUUAUUCCAUUCAAGUCUUUUAAAUUUAAAUAAAAUGAUUUGAUAUUUUAAACAACAAAAUGAAUAGUAUUAAAUCUUUAUCAUUUUGUAAGCAAUCUUUUUGUAGUAUUACAUUACAAAACAAAGUAUUUCAUAAUUAUAAAUGCCUGUCUACCAGUAAUAUUCUUAACAAAAUUGAUCCAAAUUUAGUUAAUAUCUUUGAUCGAAAAACUAAAAGUUUACAAAGAAAACGAGCAGCUUUAGCUGAAGAUGUGAAUUUAUAUGAUUAUCUAAAAGAUGAAAUCGGUUUUCGAUUGGCUGAUAGAAUUUUUGAUAUUAAAAGAAAGUUUAAAAUCGCAGCUGAUAUAGGAUGUAGCAGGGGCUACGUAUCUAGGCAUAUCUCUCCAGAUUCAGUAGAAGAACUGAUUCUAUGUGAUAUUAGCAAGACAAAUUUAGAUGCUGCUGGUGUUCAAGAAGGAAUAAAAACUAAAAAACAAAUUCUAGAUGAAGAACAUAUAGAAUUUGAACCCAAUUCACUUGACUUAGUUGUAUCUUGUCUCAGUUUACACUGGGUGAACGAUUUACCUAGAGCUUUCAAGCGAAUUCUGGAGAGUCUUAAAGAAGAUGGUGUUUUCUUAGCUGCUGUAUUUGGAGGGGACACUCUGUAUGAACUGCGUUCUUCUUUACAAUUAGCAGAACUUGAAAGACGUGGUGGACUGUCCCCUCACAUUUCUCCUUUUACUGAAGUUCGAGAUAUAGGUGGAUUAUUGACACAUGCUGGUUUUACCAUGUUAACAAUUGAUACAGAUGAGAUUGUUGUCAGAUAUCCAUCUAUGUUUGAAUUAAUGCUAGAUUUAAAAGGAAUGGCUGAAAGUAACGCAGCUCUAAACCGAUCAUUACAUUUACACAGAGAUACACAAUUUGCAGCUGCAGCUAUUUAUCAACAGCUUUAUGGAACUUCGGAUCCCGAAUCUGGUCAAGUAACAGUACCUGCAACAUUUCAGAUUAUAAAUAUGCUAGGCUGGAAACCACAUCCAAAACAACCAAAACCUCUCGAAAGGGGUUCAGGGGAAGUGUCUUUAAAAGACUUACAUAGAUUGGAUGAAAUUAUAAAGGAAGUUGAAAAAGUUAAAAUAGACGAUGACAAUGAUAAACGUUAACUGUUGUUUGUGGUUUUAUUUUGUAUAAAACAGAUGUUAAUUAUUUUAAUAAAUAUUCUAUUCCAA
Diorhabda carinulata is the source of this 1255-nucleotide messenger RNA. RefSeq names its product arginine-hydroxylase NDUFAF5, mitochondrial. Gene Ontology annotation, biological process: mitochondrial respiratory chain complex I assembly. The record is from RefSeq and is a predicted model, not a curated record. The transcript is spliced from 5 exons. NCBI's taxonomy places the organism in Eukaryota, Metazoa, Arthropoda, Insecta, Coleoptera, Chrysomelidae. Gene Ontology annotation, molecular function: S-adenosylmethionine-dependent methyltransferase activity. The coding region runs from base 110 to 1189 and encodes 359 amino acids. Gene Ontology annotation, cellular component: mitochondrion.